Penicilliopsis zonata CBS 506.65 is the source of this 1985-nucleotide messenger RNA. RefSeq lists its product as hypothetical. The record is from RefSeq and is a predicted model, not a curated record. Bases 127 to 1701 code for a protein of 524 amino acids. The transcript is spliced from 6 exons. Lineage: Eukaryota; Fungi; Ascomycota; Eurotiomycetes; Eurotiales; Aspergillaceae. Gene Ontology annotation, molecular function: RNA binding.
CCUCGACGUUCGCACUCUUGCUGCCCGUCGACCCCUUCCUCUGUCUUCCCCCUCUCCAUCCAAGCGAACGCGCACAAGAACCCCCCUUGGCGCGUUUCCCCCCCCCCAAAAUUAACAACCGCAAUCAUGGCGCCCAAACAGAAAGCCCAGAAGAUGUCUCUGGGGAAUUUCUUGGCCGACGAGAGUCUCGGCUCGUGGGCGGAUGAAAUGGAGGAUAUGCCUAUGCCUGGUGCUCCCGCUCAGUCCGGCUAUGGCAUGGAACGCCGUUCUAUGGGCCUUUCGGCUGGCUUCGGCAAUGGUUUCCCCGAACGUGACCGUGCCGGGUACGCCAUCCGUGAGCCGCUGCCCCUGCCCACCCAGCCGCCGUAUACCGCCCAUAUCGGAAACCUCGCCUUCGAUGCCACUUCGGACGACAUUUCGGGCCUCUUUGCUGACUGCGGCGUCACUAACGUCCGCGUCGUCGAGGACAAGUUGACAAGGAGUCCCAAGGGAUUUGGUUACGUCGAGUUCGCCACCGUCGAUGGCUUGAAGAAGGCUCUGGACUUGUCCGGAGCGACAUUGGGAGGAAGAUCGAUCAGAGUCAGCGUUGCGGAUCCCCCCAAGGACCGCCCAGAUGUCAAGGAAUUCGACUGGACCCGGAAAGGUCCCCUCCCGGAUGCCCCCCAGCGUCGUGGCUCUGAUCGUCCCGGAGGCUUCGGUCGCAACUUCAACGAUAACCUCUCAGAUGCAGGCAGUGAGCGCGCCAGCGGACGUCGCAGCAACUUUGAAUCGGACGGCAAGGUCCGCGAUUUCGGCAACUGGGAGCGCAAGGGCCCGCUUUCGCCCACUGGCGCUGGUCCCGCCCGCGAUCCCGCCCGUGACCCUGCCCGUGAUCCCGCUCGCGAGGGCCGUUCUCGCCACGCUGAUGGUCCUGGUUUCCGGAGGAACUCUCCUGCCUGGGGAGAGGGUCGCUCGCAGGACGGCUCGAGGCCUCCUCGUCGUGACCGUGAGGUCCACGAACGCGCCCCGACCGCCGCCGACCUGGACAACGAGUGGCGCGCCAGAAUGCGCCCCGACCAAGCACCCCCGGCUGCCAAGGAGCCCAGCAACCCUCCUUCUCCCGCGGCCGCCCCCGCGGCCCCGGUGACCCGUCCCAGGCUGAACCUGCAGAAACGCACCGUCUCCGAGGCAGCUCCCGCCGGCGGUGAAACCAAGUCGAGCAUCUUCGGCGGCGCCAAGCCUAUCGACACCGCUGCCCGCGAGCGGGAGGUCGAGGAGAAGCGCCAGCUGGCUGUCCGUCAGAAGAAGGAGGCUGACGACCGGGCCAAGUCCGACAAGGCCGAGAAGCAGCGCAGCCAAAAGGACCAGGCCAAGCCCACCACCGCCGGUGACCCCAACGGCAAGGAUGCCGUCGACACCCCGCAGGGUGGCAAGAACUUUGAUAUCCUCCGGCAGGCCGGUGAGGACGAGAGCGCCGCAACUGCAGAGCAGGAGACGGAAGGGCAGGAAGAUGAAUCUGGCGAGACCAAGGCGGUCGCCCCCGCUGCCGACGCCCCCGCCGCUGCUGCCCCGGCUACUGCUGCUCCCCAAGGCAAGGCCAACGGAAACUGGAGAAGCGCUCCUGAGCCCGCCGCCGCAUCAGCAGACGAGGAGGGCUGGAGCACGGUGGGUUCAAGACAGCGCAACAACCGUCGCGGACAGUCCGGUCGCGGCUUUGCAUAGAUCAGUCGCGAAGGUCAAGUCCUUUCGUGGCCGCUUCAUCUUUACCGGUGGCAGCAGAGAAGCGUGUUCCCUACGGAAGAGACACUCCAGAAAGACACGCGUCCGUUGCUGAAGGCUUUUUAUCCGGCAAGAAAAUUGCGUUUCCUGAAAACACAUGACAACGACAGGAAACUCCUGCAAUCAACUCGAUGAGAAUUUACCCUCUCUGGAUAAAUCUCUCAUACACGCUGAAACGGAGAUAUGGCCUUGGUUAAUGUGUUGACGGUCCCCUUCUCUUCCCCCCC